Messenger RNA from Sphenostylis stenocarpa, 1392 nucleotides. The record is from the annotation of a GenBank genome assembly. Lineage: Eukaryota; Viridiplantae; Streptophyta; Magnoliopsida; Fabales; Fabaceae.
AUGGAUGCUAAGGCCUUCUUCAGAUUCCACAUCCUCAGCGGUUUCAUCGCCAGGCGCGUCAUCCUACGCUCGAUCUUCCUCGCCUGCGCUAUUUCCAUUGUCUCUCUCUACGGCGCGCAAUCGCUCUUCGAUUUUGCUCCCAUCGCUGACUACUUCGACUGCGUUUCCGGUUUUCAAGGUGUCUCCUUCAGCCCCGCUUCCCAUUUGCUCCGAACCCGCUUCUGGGCCUCCUCCAUUUGCGAGAAAGACGCCAACUUGACGCUCACCGUCGUCAAUGACCUCACCGCUAACCGGUUACUUUAUCCAGGAGCAAAGAGCCUCUGCGUCGGAGAAGGCUCCUUAGUGGCCGUCACGACAAUGAAACAGUUAGGUUUCUCCUCCGUCAGCGCCGUCCAAACGAGCCGUUUGGAGCAGAAGAAGGUCCUGUACGAGGAUUCUUCCUUCGAUUUCGUGUUUUCCAGGGACCUCGACAAGGUUUCAGUCCCUGCUCUGUUGGUUCUCGAGGUUGAGCGCGUUCUUAAGCCUGGUGGGGUUGGUGCCCUUCUUGUAGGCACCUCUGGUUUACAUCCCAACGAUUUAAUUAGGGCAGCCACCCCUGUGUCCUCUUUGUUGAGGUCUUCCAAUGUGGUGCAUGUUGGUUCUGUCAAUGAGCUUAACCUUGUUGUUUUCAAGAAAAGAUAUGAAAAUACUACUUCGUUUUACCAACAUAGUUUACCCGCUGAUUGUCCCAGUCUCACCUUCACCAAACCCCUCAUAGAGUUGAUGGAGCCUCUUGUGAGUGAGAAACCGACGUCACCACCUCUUGAAUUUCAGAAGAACAUUCCCUAUUUGCCUAAAUUUGUGGAUGUUUCCACUAGGAACAGGUUGGUGUAUAUUGAUAUUGGGGUGGGGGGGCUGCUUAAUGCCAAUGUUAGUGAUUGGUUCCUGCCAUCGUACCCCAUCGAUCAGAAAGAUUUCAAUGUGUAUUUUGUUCACUACAACACUUCCAUUAUGUUGUCCUAUGUGAAGCGACCUGGUAUUACCUUUGUUUAUCACCCUGGCUUGGCUGGUAUUGGAAAGGUCACAGCUAAGCUUGGUACGGAUGAUAAUCAUAAUGAUGAUGACCUGGAUCCUUUCUUUGGGGAGGAGGAGUUUGAUUUCCUUGCCUGGUUCAAAGAAACUGUGCAAUAUGCUGAUUUUGUGGUCCUCAAGAUGAAUGCAGGAAAUGUUGAACUCAAGUUCCUCUCAGAUAUAUUUGAGAAUGGAGCUAUAUGCUUUGUUGAUGAAUUGUUUCUCAAGUGUCCCGAGAGGGGAGGUAAUGACAAAAGUGUAACCAACAAAGAAAGUUGUAUGGAUAUUUACAAGGGUCUCAGAAGCAAUGGUGUCUAUGUCCAUCAAUGGUGGGGAGACUAA